Messenger RNA from Knipowitschia caucasica, 597 nucleotides. NCBI's taxonomy places the organism in Eukaryota, Metazoa, Chordata, Actinopteri, Gobiiformes, Gobiidae. The record is from the annotation of a GenBank genome assembly.
AUGCCUCAGAACAUCUCCCCAUCACUGGAAGACAGGACAAACAUGAUGGCCAGCUCAGCGCGUGUUCUCUGGAGUAUGGUUUUCAUCAUCGGCUUGAUCUCCUCUCCCGCGGCCUCAAAAAGAAACCGUGGAUCACAAGGCGCCAUUCCUCAUCCGGACAAGAACAACCCAAACGAAUCGGAGCAGCAGCCUCCGCCUGCUCCUGCAGCGGGUUCAGGCACCCGUCAGAGGCAGAGCUCUUCCUCUCCCGCGGACGAGGUGCUGGAGUCCAGCCAAGAGGCGCUGCACGUCACCGAGCGUCAGUAUUUGAAGCGCGACUGGUGCAAGACGCAGCCGCUCAAACAGACCAUCCACGAGGAGGGCUGCGUGAGCCGCACCAUCAUCAACAGGUUCUGCUAUGGACAAUGCAACUCCUUCUACAUCCCCAGACACAUCCGCCGGGAGGAGGGCGCGUUCCAGUCCUGCUCCUUCUGCAAACCCAAGCGCUUCACCACAAUGACGUUCACGUUGAACUGUCCCGACCAGCAGCCGCCCACCAAGAAGAAGCGCAUCCAGCGCGUCAAGCAGUGCCGCUGCAUAUCCAUAGACUUGGACUAG